UGAGCACCGUGAGCGACAAGGGAGUUGCAAUUUGAAUUUUACUGGUCCACUUCUUUAAUCAAGAAUGGGUCGAAGCUUGGCUUUGGCAUUGAUAUUACUGUGCCUUGCGAUAAGUGAUGGUGCCCGGAUUCUCGGCUAUUUUCCUGUUCCCGGAACGAGCCACAUGCUCGUCUUCUCCGCAUUGACCCGGGCUCUGGCUGAGCGAGGUCACGAACUAGUGGUGGUUAGCACCUAUCCCCUGAAGGACCCGCCGUCCAACUACACGGAUAUUAGCAUUGCGGAAAGCAUGGAAGAAUAUUUGAAGGCAUUCACCGAUGUGAAUCUGUAUGACUAUGCAGACGAAUAUAUCAUAACUGUUCCAUUUGCGUACUGGUUGGAGGCUAAAAACAUUACCGAGUUAUCUCUGCGCAAUUCAGACGUGCAAAAGUUAUUGAAAGACGAAAGAGGCUUCGACCUAGUCAUUGUUGAGGACUUCAUGUGUGAUUCUACCUUUGCUUUGGGUCAUCAUUUUAAGGCACCGAUCGUACUAAUUUCUUCCAUGGGAGGAUUCCAAUGGUCCAACGAAGCAGUGGGCAAUCCAAUAACGACAUCGUACGUGGCAAACAGCGUUCUCCCCUUCACUUCUAAAAUGAACUUCUGGGAGAGACUAGUCAACACGGCCUUUAAAAUAUAUUGGGACAUAGGAAGCGAAAUUUUUUACUUCCCUUCCCAAGAGAGCCUUAAGAAAGAAAUAUUCGGACCUAAUGUUCCUCACGUCAAGGAUCUGCGUCGCACCGCCAGUUUAGUUUUGACCAAUAACCACUACGCGUUCAACCAACCCCGUCCCCUGGUGCCAAACUUUGUUGAGGUUGGGGGAAUGCACGUCAAACCACCAAGCAAACCUCUUCCGAAAGAUAUCAAAGAGUGGCUAGAUGGAGGCAAAGAUGGAGUCAUAUAUUUUUCUAUGGGAUCAAAUUUGCAAGGAAAAUUAUUCCCAGAGGAAAAGAGGAAGGCUUUGGUUCAAGCGUUUGCCGAGCUGCCGCAAAGGAUUUUGUGGAAGUGGGAGUCUGAAUCUAUCCCUGAGCAGCCAAAGAACGUCAAGGUCGCGAGCUGGAUGCCUCAGCAGGAAAUAUUAGCCCACCCAAAUGUUAAAGUAUUCAUCACACAUGGUGGAUUACUGAGUGCUCAGGAGGCAAUGUACCACGGCGUUCCCUUGAUUGGAAUCCCAGUUUUCGGCGAUCAAAAAUUGAACGUCAAUAGGGCUGCCAUGAGCGGUUACGCUUUGCGGCUUGACCUCAAGAACAUAACCAAAGAAUCUGUCCUUUGGGCAGUAACUACUGCACUUAACGAUAAAAGUAUGUUAGCUGAAGCCCAGAAAAGAUCGAAAAUUUUCCAUGACCAGCCGGAAAAGCCUUUGGACAGGGCCGUAUAUUGGGUGGAAUAUGUGCUCAGGCACAAUGGAGCUCAUCACUUGCGGUCCGCAGCACUCGACCUAAAUUGCUUCCAACUCGCCCUCUUGGACGUUUACGCCUUUCUCUUAAUAAUUGUUGCUGUGUUCGUCUCUAUCCCGAUCAUUACAGUUAAGAAAUUGUGUUGUAAAAAGUCAAGUAAAAGUAAUUUAGCCGUAACUGGACGUAAAAAGAAGCAGUAGCAAAAAAUUAAAUGAAAAUGAU
Cloeon dipterum is the source of this 1652-nucleotide messenger RNA. RefSeq names its product UDP-glycosyltransferase UGT5-like. The transcript is spliced from 4 exons. Bases 65 to 1630 code for a protein of 521 amino acids. Gene Ontology annotation, molecular function: UDP-glycosyltransferase activity. NCBI's taxonomy places the organism in Eukaryota, Metazoa, Arthropoda, Insecta, Ephemeroptera, Baetidae. The record is from RefSeq and is a predicted model, not a curated record.